AUGGCAUUCAUACGAGCACCUCUUCUACGCUGUCUGCCAUUGGCUGUGUUAUUUAUUCUCACACCGACGCUGAUCCAAACCAUACCCCAAGAUGCCAUGUUUACUCCUUCUAUGACAUGUGAUUAUGAUGCCGAGCAGAAGAAAGCUGAUUGUUAUUAUCGUGAGUUGGACUCCAUCCCUCAGAAUCUUCCAGACGAUAUUAAAGAACUGGGCGUCGGGUCCAACAAUAUCACGUUCAUCUUGAGUUCUUCUUUCAAGAAAUACCCUUUGAUCCAGGUCUUGGAUCUUUCCGACAACGACAUCAGAAUUAUAGAAUCUGCAUCUUUUUACCCUCUAAAGGAAUUGAAUAAAUUAUACCUAUCAUUAAACCCUAAUCUUGUUCUCCCAGCUACAGACCUGUUCAGGUGGUCUAAGAACCUGUCCACCCUGGGACUGUCUGAUUCGAAUCUGAAACUGCUUCCAAAUGACACUCUGAAAUGGAGCCCGUCUGUAGAGUAUUUAGACCUUAGCGACAACAAACUCACUUUCGUUAACAUGAGCCUUUGUGGCAGAGCAAAGAAAAUUGACUUGGCUAAUAAUAAAAUCGAGCAUCUCACCGCAGAAUUUGUCAUCUUCGGAUGUCAAAGUGAUUAUGUGGAUCUGACCGGGAAUCCUAUUAAAUCAGUAGACCCAAACGUUAUUGCAUCGUUGCGUGCCCGAUCACUGGUCCUUGGAGAGUACCCGUUGACACUUGAGAUACUAAAGGAUAUAUUUAGCGGGAUCUGUCGCUCUGAAAUAGUAGAGCUCAAUAUAAGUUGGACCGAUAUCACAGUCUUGCCACGAGAUUUCUUUGGUCACUUGCGUAAUUGCUCUCUUACCGUGCUUAGAUUAACAUGGACCAAGAUACAAUCCCUCUAUCCGUACGUGUUCUCAAACUUGGCAAGACUUGUGGAACUUGAUCUAUCAAACAACGAAAUACAAUCCCUCUCUCCAUACGUGUUCUCAAACUUGACAAGACUCGUGGAGCUUGAUCUAUCGUCAAACAAAAUCGUCACUGUUGAACCGGUAUUCUUUCAAGGCAUGCGGGAGCUAAAAGUUUUGAACUUGAACUUCAAUGAAAUAAAAUAUAUAAACCCAAAUACUGACGUAUGGGCACUGGACUUGAAUGAGUUGCACUUACGCGGCAAUUCUUUGACAAAAAUAUUAGAAUUCGCAUUUUUCGGUUUGCGAAAACUAAUGCUGUUAAAUCUGAGCUUCAACGAAGACCUUAUUGUCCUGAAAAUAACGUCGUUUUCGAAACUGACGGGAAUUGAAACCAUCGACUUGAGCAAUUGCAGGCUUUCCGAAUUUCAACCGGUAGCCCCGAACUUAACAACCCUUUCCAUGAAUAACAUGAACAGCCUAAUGCUCUUAAUGCAACCUGGAAUACCCUUCAAAGAUUCACAAGGCCUUGUAGAUUUGGAAAUCCGUAAAGCGGGGCUGAUGAUAAUUCAUCUCUGGGAUAAGAGCCUGAAUGUCUCUCUAUUUGACGGAUUGUCAAAUCUUAUUACUUUGGAUCUGAGCUUUAAUAAUUUACACUUUUUCUUUGCAGCUAGGAUCUUCGAGCAACUCUCUGCUCUUCAGAACCUUAAGUUAGAAGCCUGUCAAAUUGAAUGCCUUCAUCCAUUAGCUUUUACGGGAUUGGAAUCGCUUCGGGUGCUAAAUUUACGUGGAAACGUAAUUCAACAACUUAAUUUUGAUAUAUUCAAAAUGUUAGAUCAAGUGACUAUUAUCGAUCUUGAUAACAACCUUUUGGCAUACCUCGAUGAACAACUAUUCUCGAACAAUCCCAGACUGACUUCUCUUUUGCUAUCAAACAAUAGAUUAACCCGUCUCAACCAAACGACAUUUGAACCGAUAGAAUCUUCGCUUCUAUCUUUCGAUUUGUCAUUGAACCCUAUCGACUGUAACUGCGAUCUACGAUGGUUACGCGAUUGGAUGAGUGGACAUAUUGACGUCAUUGACGAGAACAGAAUCGUCUGUUCAUCGGCCUCUUUAGAGCCUCUCCGCGGAAAACCUUUGCUUGAAUUUGAUCCCAGUAAACUUUGUGGACUCAACAUUGCUCUUGUAUGCUUGACUCCUCUCGCCGGUAUUUUCUUGGUUGUCAUCGUCAUAGUCCUUUAUCACUACCGAUGGCCGUUGAAGUACAAAAUCUUUCUCUUGAAACUAAUGGUAGUUGGAUAUAAAGAGAUGCGAGACGCCCGGGACCACAACGACUACGAGUUUGACUUGAAUAUCAUCUUCUACGAUGACGACGAAGAAUGGGUUCGUGAACAACUCCAACCAGCUCUUGAAGAAUGGCUUCCGCAGUUCCAGAGGAAUGUCGUUGGUGAUCAAGAUCUCGUCAUUGGUAUGCACUACCUGGACGCCGUCGACUACGUGGUGAGUCAUAGUUACAAAACACUCAUUCUACUCAGCAGAGCCGCCGUACACGAUCGCUGGUUCAUGCUCAAACUCCGCACCGCAAUGGACCAUGUGAGCGACACCGAGACCGAAUUCGUAGUCGUGGUCUUUCUCGAAGACAUCCCUGACGAGGAGAUACCAUUCUUGGCAAGGCUAUAUUUAAGUGAUGGCAGACCCUACCUACAUUGGACCGAGGACGUCAGAGGACUCGCUUUUUUCUGGAAUAAACUGGUGAAAAAUCUCACCAUUAAUCUCAGGACUAAUGACUUGAUCCCCAACGAGUAGUAAAGGUCUGACUUAUUUACGGGCUAGUUUGUUCCAUACAUUACUGUCCGCAUCUUACAUUUUCGUAUAUCUGAUUCAUGCAUUAAGCUAAGAGCCCUACUGGUGCUAGGGUCAGACUAAAUAUGAAAAGGCAAACACAUGUG
Messenger RNA from Strongylocentrotus purpuratus (purple sea urchin), 2849 nucleotides. Its product is annotated as toll-like receptor 3. The record is from RefSeq and is a predicted model, not a curated record. Gene Ontology annotation, molecular function: protein binding. The coding region runs from base 1 to 2706 and encodes 901 amino acids. Lineage: Eukaryota; Metazoa; Echinodermata; Echinoidea; Camarodonta; Strongylocentrotidae. The transcript has a single exon. Gene Ontology annotation, biological process: signal transduction.